Messenger RNA from Magallana angulata, 2620 nucleotides. RefSeq lists its product as uncharacterized. Gene Ontology annotation, molecular function: protein binding. NCBI's taxonomy places the organism in Eukaryota, Metazoa, Mollusca, Bivalvia, Ostreida, Ostreidae. The coding region runs from base 464 to 2254 and encodes 596 amino acids. The record is from RefSeq and is a predicted model, not a curated record. The transcript is spliced from 3 exons.
UUAAAGCCUGCACUCGCGGUCCCACCUAGUAAAUACCCGGAUAUUGUAAACAAAACUUUAGUCGUGUAUAUUUAUACAGCAUGUCAUGAUCGUACAAGUGUGUGGAGUUUAACUUGAAAUUGAUCAAAUAACAAAUGAAUGAAGCGAGAAAUUUUACUGAAUAGUUUAAAAAAGGAGGCCAUGCAAUGUCUUCACAUGGACUAUCUGAAGUGUACGUGUUGUUAUGGAACACCAAAACCCGUCGCAUAGACGAUUAAAAAUUGGAUUAAUAAUCAACGGAUUAUUGAUCGCCAGACACUGUCGGCUUACACUCGUGUUGUUUUAAAGAGUUUAAAGUCCCGGUUUAUUGGCGUAUACUAUCAAAAAACUGUUCAUUUCAGUGGUGGAUAUUUUAAAAAGUUGUGUAUCUUUAGGAGCAAAAACGAAAAAAAAAAUAAAAUUAAAGGAACGACGAAAGACCAUCAUGGAUUUCUCCAAAUUUCGUCAAAGUGGAGAUCUUUCCGAUCUCACUGUUAACGUGAACGAGCAGAUCUUCAAACUUCACAAAUUUCCACUCUAUGCAAAAAGUGAGUACUUCUGCAAACUUGCACACAGUGCUGAUGUGAAGAAGGUUGAGCUUGUGGGCUUUCCUGGAGGGCCCGAUAUUUUUAGCACGGUAGCCGACUUCUGUUACAACAUGAAAGUGGAACUCACCAAAAACAACAUAGUGCAGGUUCGUUGCGCGGCAGAGUUCUUGCAGAUGAAAGGUGAAGGCAAUUUGAUUGACAUGGCAGAUAAGUUCUUCAACGACACUAUUACGUCAACAAAAAUGAGCAGGUCGACGUCAUGUAUUGCGUCAUUGCUUCUGUUUGCGUCUACUGUUGGAGAAUUGGCCAAUGUCUCCGGAAUCGUCGACGUCUGCUGUGAGGCUCUCAUAGAGUGCUGGCUGAAACCACCGACAAAAUUCAGUUCACCGACGAACAUUUCAAAGCAAUCGCUAGAUCGGCGAGAGGACAGGACAAUCAAUGCUUUACUCAGUCUUCCUUUGGACUGGUAUUUGAAGCUUGUCAUUUCAGCACGUGACCGGGGCGUCCAGUCGUCAUUACUAGCGGAGCUCUCCACGUCUUACAUCUCAGUUUUGAUUGAUCGCGAUGAAUCUGAAGAGAAUUCAUCGCAAAGCACCGAAUCGGGUGAGAUCACCUCCAAAUCCCCUCGUCCGAAAUCGCCAAAGAAAACAGACAUUGCUAAAGUUCUUGACAAUAUUAUAACGGUCUUGCCAGAAGAAUCUCUGUUCAGUGACGUCAUCACGAUUGAAUGGUUAACGAAGGUAAUUCGAGUUGCAACGUCAUAUAAUUGCAAAUGUAGAAAACUUCUUGUCAAGGCUGCAGGGGAGUUGCUCUGCAAAAUUUCUGCAGAAGAACUGUGUACCAUUUCACCAUCUCUAUUACGAGACAUUGUGCAAGAAUCGUGCACUUCAGGAAAUGGACAAAUCGAAAAAGCAUGCCGUAUUGUCGAUACGUACAUGUCCGAGAUGGUUCGAAAGGGGGUUCUAACAGCUGAUACAUUCAAACUACUGGCAACGGUAGUGCCAAAGGAUGCUCGAAGCAACCAUGAUCAGAUGUACAACAUACUGGAAUAUGUUUUAACAGCAGAACGGGAACAUUUAAGCACGGAACAACGCCAGGAACUUAUAGAAACCGUGAAUUUCACGCUUUUGAACGAAGAGACACUGCAAGGUGCUUUGGCAGCUUCCGUGGUCCCCGCAAACUAUGUCGCAAAAGGAGCCAUUGCGUUGUGUUCUCGUCUUCGGAGUGACCUGGAGACGGCGCGUGCAACCUUGCAACGCCAAGAUGACGAAAUCAAGCGCCUGAAAACUGCCGUCAAGCGCGGUAAAAGUCUGGGAACGCCCAUUAUGACCAGUUCAACGUCUAGUCUACGGGAUACGUCGUUCGGAAGCCUUAACGGCGCACGUGACCCGGAACUUGAUCAGUUACUGGAACUACCAACCAAAGAUCAAAGUACUGAUGCGAACGCCCCGUACACCACGAGCGAGGUACUGUCAGCGGUCCGGAACAAGCUAGCCCAUACCGCCUCCAGUUCCUCCCCUUACAACACCUUCCGGCCCCUGUCUCAGGAGCACGACAUUAGCUAUGAGGAGGAGUUGGAGUAUAAACACGACCGGGCCUUCAGACCGCUGGAUAAUGCACGGACAAAGGUCAAACCAAUGUAUGGGCCGACUUAUAGGACUUACUCGGCCUACAGCCAUCGUUAUUAAUAAGGAGGCGCGGAUCCAGUGUUUUUAUAGAAUGAGUGUAGUGAAUUGUAGUCAGUUGUACAAGAGCAGAUGAACUAUAGCAAAAUUCAACUUCAUAGAAAUUUUUUAAAAAAAUCAAACUUUCAAUGACAAAGAAAAAGGGAAUACAGAUUGAAUCGCCUGCAAGAUGAACUGAUUUUAAGUUUAAGUUACCAUAUUAUGGGACAAGAUACAUGCAUUUUCAUUUCAUAAAUGUCUGAAUUGGACAAGAAAUGACCAUCUCAUGCAAAGCCAAAGGACGCGAAUCAAAUGAUUCAAAGAAUAACAGAAUGUGGUACAGAAUCAUAUUAUUGAAUAAAUUUAUAUACUUUUUUUUAUACAGCGGAA